This is a messenger RNA of Manihot esculenta (cassava), 1996 nucleotides long. Its product is annotated as root phototropism protein 2. Lineage: Eukaryota; Viridiplantae; Streptophyta; Magnoliopsida; Malpighiales; Euphorbiaceae. Gene Ontology annotation, molecular function: protein binding. The transcript is spliced from 5 exons. The record is from RefSeq and is a predicted model, not a curated record. The coding region runs from base 96 to 1823 and encodes 575 amino acids.
AUAAACGGAUUAUUAAUAAAUCAAUUCUAUAAAGAAUCUCUGCAUAACUCAUCACCUCGGAUCUUAAACAUCCUUCCUUAUUUCAGUCAGCAGAAAUGGCUACCCCUCUCAGAAGCAACAGCAGACUCUCCAUUGCCAUGGAGAGAACAGGUCAAUGGGUGUUUUCUCAAGAAAUUCCAACAGAUGUUGUGGUUGAAGUUGGAGAAGCCAGCUUCGCUCUUCACAAGUUCAUGCUUGUGGCAAAGAGCAACUACAUAAGGAAACUGAUAAUGGAAUCGACAGAACCAGACCUUACAAGAAUCAAUCUCUCUGAGAUACCUGGAGGCCCUGAAAUGUUUGAGAAAGCUGCAAAAUUCUGCUAUGGGGUCAACUUCGAAAUCACUGUUCAUAAUGUUGCUGCUCUUCGCUGUGCUUCUGAAUAUCUCCAGAUGACUGAUUUAUACUGCGACAAUAACCUCUCUGGUCGUACAGAAGAUUUCCUUGCUCAGGUUGCCUUGUCUAGCCUCUCCGGUGCUAUUGUCGUCUUGAAAUCUUGCGAAGAUCUCCUUCCCAUGGCUGAAGAUCUCAAAAUUCUUCAGAGAUGUGCAGAUGUUAUCAGCGUUAAGGCCUGUAACGAGGCAAACUUUCCAAGCCGGUCGCCUCCCAACUGGUGGACGGAGGAGCUCUCGAUUUUAGAUGUAGAAUUUGUGGGGAAGAUUAUUUCUGCAAUGAAGAAACGGGGAGCUAAAGCACUAACCCUAGCGAGUGCUCUCAUAACUUACACGGAGAGAAAUCUUCGAGAUCUGGUUCGAGAUCAUUCUGGGCAAGCCAAGUCCAUGGAUCCUGACGACUCCGACAUCAGGAGCUGCCAACGGGAGCUUCUACAAUCAAUAGUCUCUCUCUUGCCUUCUGAAAAAGCUGCUUUCCCGAUCAACUUUCUCUGCUGCCUUCUCCGGUCUGCCAUCUUCCUCAAAGCCUCCAACUCCUGCAAGAACGAGCUAGAGAAACGAAUCUCUGCAAUACUAGAGCACGUUACAGUGGACGAUCUUCUGGUCUUGUCUUUCACUUACGAUGGCGAGAGACUCUUUGAUCUAGAGAGCGUGAGGAGGAUCAUAUCUGGGUUCGUGGAGAAGGAGAAGACCAUGGCUGUCUUCAGCGGUGGCGAUUUCAAGGAUACUUGUUCUACGGGGAUGCAAAGAGUUGCAAAGACCGUAGACGCCUAUCUCGGCGAGAUUGCCACCUAUGGAGAACUCGGUAUCUCCAAAUUCAAUGGAAUCGCCAUUCUAGUUCCCAAAGGAGCUAGGAAAGUCGAUGAUGAUCUCUACCGUGCCAUUGACAUCUAUCUGAAGGCCCAUCCGAACCUUGACGAGAUAGAGCGAGAGAAGGUGUGCAGUGUAAUGGACACGUUAAAGCUUUCCCACGAAGCUCGACUUCAUGCCUCACAAAACAAACGAUUGCCUGUACAGAUUGUUUUGCAUGCGUUAUACUAUGAUCAGCUGAAGCUAAGAAGUGGGAUGGACGAACGCAGCACGCCAGAAGCUGGCGUUGGCAAUACAAGGAAUCAAUUGCAGGCGACGGAUGUGUCUCUGAUCAGAGAGAACGAGGCUUUGAGAUCGGAGCUCAUGAAGAUGAAGCUUGUCAUAUCGGAUAUGCAGAAGAACAACAGCAAUCAAGGGACUUCCGGGAAGGGUGGUCCUCGGAAGCCCACCUUCUUCUCAUCAAUGUCCAAGACAUUAGGAAAGUUGAAUCCUUUCAAACAUGGAUCUAAGGAUACUUCUAACAUUGAUGAUAAUGUUGGUGUUGACAUUUCCAAGCCAAGAAGAAGAAGGUUCUCCGUUUCUUGAUUGUAUUGAUGAUUUAAAGUGUGUUUAUUUCCGUUGUAAAUUUUGUUUUAGAUUUGGGAUUUAUCUUCUCUUUCAAUACUUCUGGAAGAGGAUAUAGUCUAUAGUUUGUGCAAUUGUACUGUAAGGAUGAUUUAUUAUCGUUUGAUUAAUUUCUGAAUAUUUGUUUUCCCUUC